Molecule: messenger RNA, 4911 nt
Organism: Cynocephalus volans (Philippine flying lemur)
Lineage: Eukaryota; Metazoa; Chordata; Mammalia; Dermoptera; Cynocephalidae
Gene: HR
Product: HR lysine demethylase and nuclear receptor corepressor
Exons: 19
Coding region: 119-3676 (1185 amino acids)
Biological process (GO): regulation of transcription by RNA polymerase II
Cellular component (GO): chromatin; histone deacetylase complex
Molecular function (GO): histone H3K9 demethylase activity; transcription coregulator activity; chromatin DNA binding
Source: RefSeq, a predicted model, not a curated record
GCCCAUGGGGAGCGGGCGCCCGGUGCCGGCCAGGACGACAGCCGCCGCCGCCCGCGCCGCGCCCGGCCCGUGAGCCCAGGGACCCCCUCUGGGAGAGCCCCAUGAGGGCAGGAGAGUGAUGGAGAGUACGCCCAGCUUCCUGAAGGAGACCCCAGCCUGGAAGAAGACAGCCCCUCAGAAUGGCAUUGUGGGACAGGAGCCGGAUACUCCGCCUCGGGAUGGGCUGCAUCAUGGGGCACUGUGCCUGGGAGAGCCUGCUCCCUUCUGGAGGGGUGUCCUGAGCACCCCGGACUCCUGGAUUCCCCCUGGCUUUCCCCAGGGCCCCAAGGACACACUUCCACUUGUGGAGGGUGAAGUCCCCCUUAAUGGGGAGAGGAGGGCCAACUGGCUGGGCAGCAAAGAGGGACUCCGCUGGAAGGAGGCGAUGCUUACCCACCCUCUGGCAUUCUGCGGGCCGGCGUGCCCACCUCGCUAUGGCCCCCUGAUUCCUGAGCAUAGUGGUGGCCAUCCCAAGAGUGAUCCUGUGGCCUUCCGACCUUUGCAUUGCCCUUUCCUUCUGGAGACCAAGAUCCUGGAGCGAGCUCCUUUCUGGGUGCCCACCUGCUUGCCACCCUACCUGGUGUCCAGCUUGCCCCCAGAGCGUCCAUGUGACUGGCCCCUGACCCCGCACCCCUGGGUGUACUCCGGGGGCCAGCCCAAGGUGCCCUCUGCCUUUAGCUUAGGCAGCAAGGGCUUUUACCACAAGGAUCCGAGCAUUCUCAGGCUGGGAAAGGAGCCCUUGGCAGUUGCGGAACCUGGAUUGUUGGGUUUCGCCCCUGGUGGGCAUCUGCAAAGAGCCGGGGAGGCGGAACGCCCUUCACUCCACCAGAGGGAUGGAGAGAUAGGAGCUGGCAGGCAGCAGAAUAUUUGCCCACUUCUCAUGGGGCAUCCAGAUACUGUUUCCCGGACCCCCUGGCCUGCUUGUCCCCCAGGCCUGGUUCAUACUCUUGGCAACGUCUGGGCUGUACCGGGCAGUGGGAGCCUUGGGUACCAGCUGGGGCCACCAGCCAUGCCAACGUGCCCCUCUCCAGCACCUCCUACCACCCAGGGGGGCUGUUGCACAUCUCACCCACCUGCUAGAGGUGGGGGUCUUGGCCCUUGUGGGAAGUGCCAGGAAGGCCUAGAGAGGGGUCCCAGUGGAUCUGGUGAAUCCAGCGAGGAAGCGAACAGGCCCUCUGGUCCCAGGAUCUGCGCCCCCAGUUACCAUACUAAGCUGAAGAAGACGUGGCUCACGCGACACUCUGAGCAGUUUGGCUGUCCAGACGACUGCCCUGGGGACGAGGAGAACCCGGCUGCCCGGCUCCAGGCCCUCAAGAGGGCAGGCAGCCCUGAGGUCCAGGGAGCAGUGGGCAGUCCAGCCCCAAAGCGCCCACCCGACCCUUUUCCAGGCACUGCAGGGCAUGGGGCCAGGGCUUGGCAGGAGGUGCUGGACACAUCGAUAGGGAGCAAGGCAGAGGCAGAACAACAUGGUGACCAGAGAGGACCCGGAGAUGGCAGGGCCAGCCUCCAGGACCCAGGGCUUCAGGACAGGUCUCGCCCGGCUGUCCCGGCAGCCACUGCUCAGUGCCAAAGCUGUGCCCAUGCAGCUGGAGAGGUGGGAGGGCUGGCCUGCCACUCCCAGCAAGUGCGGAGAUUGCCUCUGGGAGGGGAGCAGCAGCAGGAGGAAGACUUGGCCACUGGCUCUGAGGAGAGGGGAGGAUCUGGCCCGGAGGCCCGGCUCAGCGUGGGCCUCGCCAAACAUCUGCUAAAUGGUUUGGGAGACCGACUAUGCCGCCUGCUGCGCAGGGAGCGGGAGGCCCUGGCCUGGGCACAGCGGGAAGCGGGCCAGGGGCCAGCUGUGACAGAGGACAACCCAGGCAUUCCACGCAGCUGUAGCCGUUGUCACCACGGACUCUUCAACACCCACUGGAGAUGCCCUCACUGCAGCCACCGGCUGUGUGUGGCCUGUGGUCGCAUGGUUGGCGCUGGGAGGACCAGGGAAAAGGCAGGCUCUCAGGAGCAGUCCACAGAGGAGUGUACCCAGGAGGCUGGGCACACUGCCUUCUCCCUGAUACUGAUCCAGUGUAUCUCCAGCCAGGCUUUGGCAGAACUGAGCACAGCAAUGCACCAGGUCUGGGUCAAGUUUGACAUCCGGGGGCACUGCCCCUGCCAAGCUGAUGCCCGGGUGUGGGCUCCCGGGGAUGAGAGCCAGCAGAAGGAGGCGACAGAGAAAGCUCCCCCAACUCCACAACCUUCCUGUAAUGGGGACACCACCAGGACCAAGGACAUCAAAGAGGAGACUCCGGACUCCACCGAGACCCCAGCAGAGGAUCGUGCCAGCCGAGGGCCCUUGCCCUGCCCCUCUCUCUGCGAACUGCUGGCCUCUACUGCUGUCAAACUCUGCUUGGGGCAUGAGCGGAUACACAUGGCCUUUGCCCCCGUCACUCCAGCCCUGCCCAGCGAUGACCGCAUCACCAACAUCCUGGACAGCAUCAUCGCUCAGGUUGUGGAACGGAAGAUCCAGGAGAAAGCUCUGGGGCCGGGGCUUCGGACUGGGCCGGGCCUGCGCAAGGGCCUGGGCCUACCUCUCUCUCCAGUGCGGGCCCGGCUGCCUCUCCCUGGGGCUCUGCUAUGGCUGCAGGAGCCCAGGCCUCGGCGUGGCUUCCACCUCUUCCAGGAGCACUGGAGGCAGGGCCAGCCUGUGUUGGUGUCAGGGAUUCAGAGGACACUACGAGGCAGCCUGUGGGGGACAGAAGCCCUCGGGGCUCUCGGAGGCCAGGUGCAUGCGCUGACCCCUCUGGGGCCUCCCCAACCCACAAGCCUGGGCAGCACCACCUUCUGGGAGGGAUUCUCCCACCCUGAGAUUCGCCCAAAGUCAGACGAGGGCUCUGUCCUCCUGCUGCACCGAGCUCUGGGGGAUGAGGACACCAGCAGGGUGGAGAACCUGGCUGCCAGCCUGCCACUCCCAGAGUACUGCGCCCGCCAUGGCAAACUCAACCUGGCUUCCUACCUCCCCCAGGGCCCUGUCCUGCGUCCACUGGAGCCCCACCUCUGGGCAGCCUAUGGUGUGAGCCCACACCGUGGACACCUGGGGACCAAGAACCUGUGUGUGGAGGUGAUGGACUCAGUCAGCAUCCUGGUGCAUGCGGAGGCACCGCUGCCUGCCUGGCACCGGGCACAGAAAGACUUCCUUUCAGGCCUGGAUGGGGAGGGGCUCUGGUCUCCAGGCAGCCAGGUCAGCGCCGUGUGGCACGUGUUCCGGGCCCAGGACGCACAGCGCAUUCGCCGAUUUCUCCAGAUGGUGUGCCCGGCCGGUGCAGGCACCCUGGAGCCUGGCACCCCGGGCAGCUGCUAUCUGGACUCAGGGCUGCGGCGGCGUCUGCGGGAGGAGUGGGGCGUGAGCUGCUGGACCCUGCUGCAGGCCCCCGGAGAGGCCGUACUGGUGCCGGCAGGGGCGCCCCACCAGGUGCAGGGCCUGGUAAGCACAGUCAGCGUCACUCAGCACUUCCUAUCCCCUGAGACCUCUGCCCUCUCUGCUCAGCUCUGCCACCAGGGGCCCAGCCUGCCCCCUGACCACCACCUGCUUUAUGCCCAGAUGGACUGGGCUGUGUUCCAAGCAGUGAAGGCAGCAGUGGGGACAUUACAGGAGGCUAAAUAGGGGAAAUCCAGGUGUCUGGGAUAGGGGUGGAGGGCAGGUGCUCAGCCCAGGCAGAGCUUCAGCAGGGAAUGACGCUGGGGAACUUGGGGACUUUUGAUUAAUCCCACAAGCACCACUCUGGGCACAAGUAGGGGACCCCAUUACUUGCCCCUGCCCUGGGCCCUAAAGCCAAUAACCACAGUGCUACCAAAGCUCACACCUGCCUUUUGCAGGCUGGCACCUGCUCCACCCUGUGCCCCUCUGCAUGGUACCAAGCCCACAUUGGGGGUGACUGACUCCCUCCAGCCCCCACCCCCCAACCCAGGAGACAAAUAGCCCUUCCUUGGGGGACCCUGGGAAUGAUUCUGGCUUAAGCAACACAUCUUCCUCUACUGUCCCACCUGUGCCCCAAGCUCUGCUUAUACCACCUGCAUCCUCACCGGGCCCCUGGGCAGCCCUUCACACUGCAGGCACGCUGGACAAGGGGCCAUGGAAAUUCUGCUCUCCUGCAGGAAGAGCUGUGAAGUGUGGGGAGGGGAUGGCAUCAGGGACUGCCAGGCUUGGCUGGAGGGAAGGCACGGGCGAUGCCACCCUGCCCCUGCUCCCUCCUCCCAACUCCCUCCUUUGUGAUUUCCAUUAAAGUCUGUUGUUUUGUGACUGCUGCCAAUGUGGUUGGCCUUGCUCCUGCAGGCCACAUGGUCUGGGGAGGGAGGGGAGACACAGAAAUCUGCUCUGUAGCAGAGGCAAAUGAAGCAGGGCAGGCAGGCAGGCUCGGACCAGACGACAGGGAGCUCAAACACCACUGCCUGUUCUUCUGCUGGGGGCCUGGGUCCCUGCCUCCCACCGGGGAACAGAGGGAGCCUGCAGCCCCCAAAGAUGCUCAGCAUCUACGACAGCAGGAAGGCAGCAUCCUGGGCAUGGCAGGGAGGUGGCCUCCCCAUGUGGCACCCACCUAGAGAUUCUGGAACCCCACCCCUCCCAGCAAACUCCAGGCUGCCUGCUCCGUCUUGCCUGCCCUGACCUGGAAAUCCAGGAGUGUGGCCCAGGAGAGCCCUUGCCCAGUCCGUCUGCCCUUGGUGGCCAGGGCCGGCCCCAGGCCCAGCCACUUGCUGGGGAUUGAGCUUCACUGCCUCAGACAGCUGACCCCUUGUCCUCCCCGCCCCGUCCCCAUGGCACUUCUGGUGUGGCUCUGCCCCGGACCCCUUCCUUUGUGUAUCUCAGCCCUCAACUGCACCAACUGUUGUCAUACCUAAUUG